This is a messenger RNA of Mollisia scopiformis, 609 nucleotides long. RefSeq lists its product as uncharacterized. NCBI's taxonomy places the organism in Eukaryota, Fungi, Ascomycota, Leotiomycetes, Helotiales, Mollisiaceae. Bases 1 to 609 code for a protein of 202 amino acids. The transcript is spliced from 3 exons. The record is from RefSeq and is a predicted model, not a curated record.
AUGAAGGGCUCUAUUGUCGCUGUUGGCCUCGUUGCCGUUGUUGCUGCUCAGAACCCCUUUGCCGUUUCCCAACUCUCUGUCCUGUCAGCAGAUCUUAAAGAUGCACUUUCUCCCCCUUCUAGCAUUCUUCCUGAACUCCUCAGCGGUGUCCCUUCGAAUGUGAUCUCCGCUUUUGAUAACCCAACUGCCCUUCCCAGCCUUGUCUCCUCCCUCGAAGCCACGCCACCGGCAUGGUUCACAGCCCUCCCAUCCGACGCACAACACUGGAUCAUCGGAGCCGAAGAGGUAUAUGCUUCCCUCGAGCCUCAAAUCGCUUCGCUCGAAGCUAUCGUCGGCGGUAUCACUGCUCCUGGUGGAACUGGAGCUACUGGCUCAUCUUCUCUGCCUAAGUCGACAAGCUACUCGAACUCUACCAUUACAAGCACGAAGAGUAGUACCAGUGCUACUACCAAGGCUACAAGCUUGACUGCCAGCCCAGCCGUGGUUGCUUCGAGUUCCAGCAAGGCGACGAGCUCCAGCUCCAGUGGUGGUGCAGCCAGCCCGACUGGAGCUGUGGCUGCUGGUGUUAUGGGCGCCGUCGGGCUUCUUGGUUUGGCUUUGGCCUUGUAA